UAGUGAUUCCUAACUAUGAAAUGUUUACCUUCUUCACAGAUGCAGUUGGUCUUUUUUCUGGGUCCAAAGGAACUGGCAGGUCUGACCGUAAACCUAACGCUCAACAGCAUAAAUUACAGCCGCUUGAUCAUUGCCAAUGUGGAACGAGCACCCUACAGCAACUUUUCUGCUUUCGCCUGGUGGUUUAAUGACUAUGCUCGUAUGGCCAACUUGACAGUUCUUCCCAAUGCCGAGAUUCGGGAUGCCUUCUUGUCCAUGUUUCUUAACAGACUGAAGCCCCACUUUAAGUACUUUCCACCAGAACUAUGGGGUGUGUGGUUUGACGGGUACUUACCUCUGUUCCUUCCUGGAAUAAACAGCACACAGAUAUCAUGGCUCUCCACGGAUAUUUCAUGUUCUUCCUACCAGUCAGUGGUCAGAGGAUUUAACCAAGCAUACGAAAAUUUGCCCAGUAACACAAAAGUUGAUUUCUACGACAUGUACAUUGGAACAUUUUUGAGAAACAGAGCUCUGGCUAAAGAUGUAUGUAACUACACAAAUCCUUUGCAGUGGGUCACUGAUAACCUUGGAAGCUUUUCAAACCAAGCCACAUACCAAGCCUUACUGAUCUAUAAUGGACAUUUUAGCAAGGUGAUGGAUAACAUCUUCUUAACUAAUCAAGAACUGUCAGAAUUCACAAUCAUAUCAGACAGUGUGUGCAACAGCACAUUACUAAACAUCGUGCUAACCAAAGUUGCUUCAUUGGCAUCCUAUGAAGAUGUUCAGGAUUACCUGAUGUACCUCCAGGACAGUUUAGUGCCGGUCUCGUCAGCAGGCAUGGCUUGGUGUAGCAGUGACAAACUCUUGGGCCAGUUAAGUGAGAUGACAACACAGGACAUUAUCAGCAAUGUCCUUUUUGUGCUAAACAAUGACUGGGCUCUGAACAAUAUGACGGAGUGGAUGACAACAUUGAAUCUUCUACUUGAGAACUUCCCCAAAGCCUUUAAUGAAUCUCAUAUCUUAAGCCUACCUCUUAAUAUGUCCUGCGGAAACUACCAAGACCUAGUACAGUCAUUGAAUGUCGAAUACCCGAACUUCAGCAAAACACAACUGGUUUUUGUCUACAAAUACUGCCUGUCAUACCUAACCCAUCAAAUGACAUUAACAGGAUCGGCUUGUGCUGAAGGGGUGACAAAUACUGAACAAUGGAUCACUAGGAAUUUUGAAAAGUUUUACAUUAAAGCUAAAAUCACUGAACUAAUUUCCUUGUUUCCAAGUCUGGAUUUUGCUGUGCUAUUCAGAAUGUUGACACCAGAAGACCUAUCAGAAAUGCUUUUAAAAGAGGAUAUGCGCAACAAUUACAUAUUGACAAGUAAAAUGUUAAACUUUGUUGAACUUGUUGAUGUCACCAAAUAUGCCACUGCCAUAACAGGAAUAGCACAAGAGGAAAAUGUGUCCAUCUCGGAAGUAAGGUCAUUGAUGCAGAUCUUCUUGGAUGUUGAGUUUACGAACCUCCAGUCCAAAUUCUCUUUGUAUGACACCAAUGAUUGGAAGGACUUAUUUGGAAACAAACUGCGUCUCCUGCUGCCAUAUGUCAAUCAGACAAUUCUGGAGAUACUGCCAGUUAGCAUCACCUGCUCUUCCUACCAGGCAAUACUUAGUGAAUUUUCAUCAUCAAGUACCUAUCUGUCUCUGACAAAUGACACAAAGGAAGUCAUCUACACUGCUUUCAUUAAAAGAUACAUGCUGAGUCAAUUACAUUCCGAAGAUAUAGUGUGUGACACUGGAGACUUCAGAAGUUGGAUCGAGCUUAAUUUUGCUUACUUUAUCCAGCAAUCCACUUUUGAUGAUCUCUUCAUCUUCAAUAAAAACCUUACACAGGUGUUAAAUCCAGCUGAUCUUUCUGUCGCGGAUCUUGCGGACUUCACUUUCCUGGCUGACUCUGUGCACAAUUCCACAUUAUUGACUCUUAUAUUUGGUCAGAUUAAGGAAUUUACAAAUUAUAGCAUGUUCCUGGGAUAUCUUACAGGCAUCCAAAACUCCAUAUGUCAGGUCACAAACACUUCUUCUAACACAACUUCAUGUGACCCACAACAGCCAACGACUCAUCUGAGCUACAAUACCCAGCAGGAGCUUCUUGAUACUAUCUUCAUAUUGCUCAAUAAGGACUGGAGUCUUCUAGCCAUGCCUGAUUGGUUCCAAGUGUUUGACAUUGUCAUUGGCACUUUCUUUGAUGCUCUCAGUGAAAGACACUUGUCUAAGCUGCCUCUUAACAUUUCAUGUGAAGACUAUCAGACUAUAAUUAAAAAACUAAGCAAUGUCCACUCCAAGCUUGACAAGAUCAAAGUUGAAGCAAUUUAUACCUUCUGCAAGACUUAUCUAAUCCAACAAAUACAUAUCACAGGAUAUGCAUGUGCCACCCCUGAAACUGAAACCACAGAAUGGAUCACAAAGAAUCUGGCACUCUUUGUGACCAGUACUACUGUCUUAGAAUUAAUGGAGUUUUUCCCCAAUCUUGACUUGAGUUCUGUUCUAAGUGUCCUAACACCCACUGAGACAGCCAUCCUUAUAACCAAACCAGAUGUCCUCUCCAACACCACAAUACUGACAGAGAUCCUAAGUCUUCUUCAGCCACAGAACAUUCCACAAUACGUUCAAGCUAUUAUAUCCACAGCAGAAACGGCUAAUCUAUCUGAAUCUCAGUUAACCUUGGUGAAAGAGAUUUUCCUGGAGACUGCUUUAACUGGCCAGAGUUCAAUCUUCUACACCUAUAAAACUGAAGACUGGAAGGUUUUGUUCCAGAUUGACUUGGUUCUACUCUUACCCGUCACCACACCAUCUAUACUGCAGAUUAUACCCACCAACAUCAGCUGCCUUUCCUACCAGGCAAUAUUACAAGGUUUCAUCAUGCCCUAUGCAUCUUUCAACAAUCAGACCCAAAUAUUAAUCUACAAGGAUUUUGUCAAGAAAUAUCUAGAUGGCCAGUCGGAAUUAACAGGAGGUGCAUGUCAGGACACUGAUAUCAGAAAGUGGAUUAAAGCCAACUUGAACUUGUUCAUCCAGCAGUCUUCAUUAAAUGAUCUCAUUCUAAUGAAUUCAAUCUUUGGAAAGGUGGACAAUUUGACAGCAUCAGAAUUGGCCGAUGUAACAUUUUUAGCAGAUUAUUUGCAGGACGCUUUCUUGACAACCGUUGUCAGUAGGAUCACAGAAUUCAGUGAUUGUGGGUCACUCCUGGAAUAUCUAAAUAGAGUUCAGGACUUCAUUUGCCUGGACACAGACUUCCAAGGUGUCAAGCCUUCCUGCAAUGGCUCUCAACUACUAUCCAAACUCCAAGUUCAGACACAAGAACAGAUACUUAAUAACUCCUUUGUAUUUUUGACUGAUAGAAGAGGGUGCUCAGAUUUUUCAGCUUGGCAGAAAGCGUUCAUCAUUCUACUCACUGUCUUUGACAUUACACCUGGUGGCUCGCAGCUGUCCCAUCUACCAACACAAAUCUCCUGUCUGGAGUACCAGUCCAUAGUUAAAAAUCUGAACAAUCUUUACUACAGAAUUGAUAACUCAACUAGAGAAUUGGUUUAUGGCUACUGUAAAUCCUACCUAAGCCAGCAACAAAACACUACAGGUUCUGCAUGUUCUGUCAAAGCGACCAGCACUGAAGAAUGGAUUAACACAAACCUAGGUUCCUACUAUAUUUUUGGAAGUGUGACUGAACUGAUCAGACUCUAUGCAAAUCUGGACAUUAGAUUUGUCCUUGGCCUAGUGACACGUGAUGAUGUUCCCCUGCUUCUGACAAAGUCUGAUGUCCUAUUGAAUGGUAUGAUACUUGAAAGGGUCAUAAGCCUUGUGGCAAGAGAAAACAUCAUUGACUAUCUCAAAAUAAUUGAAAACACAGUGGAAAAGAAAAACCUUUCAGAAUCCCAACUAACAUCCAUCAAAGAGACAAUGAUUACUGUUGUCCUGAAGAACCUUCAGCCAAGCUUCUACACCUAUGACACUCGAGACUGGACAAUUUUAUUCCAGACAGACUUGGCUGACCUGAUCCUGUAUAUCAAUCAAACCAAUCUGCAGCUUCUGCCGACCAAUAUAUCAUGCUCUUCUUACCAGGCCAUAGUGAAGGCUUUCAGUCGUGAUUUUGUAUUAAUGGAGCCAAAGGAAAAAGAAGAUAUAUAUCAGUACUUUAUUAAAAUUUAUUUGAUGGAUCAGUCCACUGGUACAGGUAUUGCCUGUGACUCAACUAGUUUGAAAGUUUGGGUUGUUCUAAACUUAGCAGAUUUUAUUGAACAGUCAACAAUUCAGGACCUAUCGGCAUUCAAUCAAAACUUUUCAAAGUUUGAGAACCCAGAGACCUUGUCUGUAGAUGAACUGGUGGAUUUGACAUUCAUUGCGGAUUCCUUCAUGAACACAACUUUAAGUACAACUCUUCUGGGUCUCAUCAAGGAAUUUAAGAGUUAUAAUAUACUCCUGAAAUAUCUUAUAAGAGUACAAACUACAAUGUGUCAGCCCACCGAUUCAACUUCAAACACAUCAUCUUGCGAUCCUCUUCAACCAACAUCCUACCUGAUUUUCAGCACCCAGCAGGAACUUGUAAAUAAUGUUUUCUCUCUUCUCAAUGAGGAUUGGAGCCUCCAGAAUAUGACCGAAUGGCUCCAGGUUUUCCACAUUAUCAUUCUUGACUUUUUCCAUGCAAUCAACGAAACACAACUUUCUCAACUACCCUUACAAAUUCCAUGUGAACAUUAUCAGGCAAUAGUAAAGGAGUUAAAUUCCAUAUUUUAUAAACUCGAUGAAGCUGAAAUGAGCGCAGUCUACAUUUACUGCAAAUCCUACUUGGACAUGCAGAAAGACUUUGCAGGGUCAGCCUGUGAAGAUAACAACACUGAUACUGAGAUGUGGAUUGACAAGAACCUGGGUCAUUUUCUCAUUCGUUUCACAUUGUCAGAACUUCAAGAGUUAUAUCCAGACUUUGACAUGAGUGUGCUUCUGAAGGUCAUUACUCCAAAUGAUGCUGCUGUGCUACUGAUCAAGUCAGACAUCUUAUCAAACAGCACCUUGUUAGGAGAAAUCCUUAGUCUAAUAAAACCCGAAGACGUCACAAACUACACAACCGCUAUAACCAUGGCAGCUGCACAGGCUAAUCUUUCAGAAUCCCAAAUAACCUUCAUAAAAGAGAUUUUCCUGGAAACCAUUAUCAUUAAACUGAGUGGAAGUGUCUCCCUUUAUACAAGUGAAGAGUGGAAGAUCUUGUUCCAAACUAACUUAGUUCUUAUCCUACCUUCCAUCACACCAUCUAUAGUACAGCUAUUGCCAACAAACCUCAGCUGCUCAUCAUACCAAGAGAUAUUGAAAGGAUUAAGCAUGAUUUAUGACCAGCUCACAUCUAAAACUGCAGAAGCCAUCUAUGACCUUUUUAUAAAGAAGUUCUUAUAUAUGCAAUCACAGAAAAAUGGGGUAGCAUGUGAAGCCAUCGACAUUAGAGCAUGGAUUAAGUUAAACUUGGCCCUCUUCUUCCGGCAAGCCUCUUUCUCAGACCUUAUGGACGUCAAUGCUGAUUUUGUGAAGGUGUUAGAACCUACAUCACUUACUGCAUCUGAACUGGUUGACUUCACGUUCUUGGCUGACUACUUCCAAAACAUAUCUGUGGUCACUUCCCUUGUCAAUCAGGUGGACCAGCUGAGCAACUGUACAUCUUUGUUGGCAUAUCUUCUCAGAGUUCACAGCUCCUCAUGUCAAGACACAUUCCAGAAGAACGACUCUUGUGUUGCACAGUCAGUAAUAACUGACCUCAGUGUCCAAACUCAGGAUGAAAUUAUCAGCAGCAUAUUUGUUCUAUUGAACCAUGACCAGAUUUGCCUCAACACCUCCGGCUGGCUACAAGCAUUUACCCUUAUCCUCAACAGUUUCUCAGUUACCCCGAAUGAAUCUGAGCUUUCUGAUCUUCCUCUAGAUGUGAGCUGCCAAGAAUACCAAGCUGUACUGGAAGACCUGAGUGAUAUUUACAACAGACUGAAUGACUUGGAAAAAGAAUCCAUCUUUAACUACUGUAAGCUGUUCCUUACUCAACAGAAAAAGACUACAGGCUUUGUAUGCACCAGAGAUGUCAUGGGAAGUGAAGAGUGGAUUCUUACAUACGUUGGACCUUUUUUCACCAGUGGCAACUUCUUCAGUUUGCUAGACAUAAAUCCAAAUUUAAACAUGGGUGCUGUACUAGAUAACCUGACACCAAGCCAAGUGUCACAGAUUUUGACACAACCUGAAGUGCUCUUGAACCUCACAUUGUUGGAAAGUUUGGCACACCUGAUGGGAAAGGAAAACUUUACUCACUAUGUUAAUAUAAUUGAAGAAACAAUGGAAAAGGCAAGCCUGUCACAGCAGCAAGUAACAACAAUAAAGACAACACUCCUAGCUACCCAGAUCAGUGGUCUUCGGGUCGAGUUCUCUACUUAUACAACGGAAGAGUGGACAGUCUUGUUCCAGGACUACUUGUUUAAUUUGACUGCAUACUUCAACAAAUCACUUCUUGAGUUCAUUCCUUUGAACGUAUCCUGCUCCUCCUACCAAGUAAUAGUGAAAGUUUUUAGCAUUCAGUUUAGCUCGAUGACAGAUGAAACAAGAGAAGCAAUCUAUCAGUACUUCCUGAAACCAUACUUGACAGCAAAAGCUUCCACUUCCGCAGUUGUUUGUGAUGCUGGAAGCUUCCAGAACUGGCGUGAAGUGAACUUUGGAGUCUUUUUCUACUUUUUCCAACUUGGAGAAAUCUUAACACUCAAUGAAAAUUUUACACCGGAUGAAGUGGGUCCAGCGGACAUGGCCGUACUCGUGACCAAAACUGAAGUUCUCCGUAAUGAAACUUUGCUGGAAAAAUUUCUAAGCUCUAUUGCACCACAAAAUAUCUCAGUCUUCCUGCAAUCUAUCUCAUCCGCAGCAACACAGGCAAGCCUGUCAGAGCAGCAAGUAACAACAAUAAAGAAAACACUCCUAGCUACCCAGCUCAGUGGUCUUCAGGUCGAGUUCUCUACUUAUACAACGGAAGAGUGGACAGUCUUGUUCCAGGACUACUUGUUUAAUUUGACUGCAUACUUCAACCAAUCACUUCUUGAGUUCAUUCCUAUGAAUGUAUCCUGCUCCUCCUACCAAGUAAUAGUGAAAGUUUUUAGCAUUCAGUUUAGCUCGAUGACAGAUGAAACAAGAGAAGCAAUCUAUCAGUACUUCCUGAAACCAUACUUGACAGCAAAAGCUUCCACUUCCGCAGUUGUUUGUGAUGCUGGAAGCUUCCAGAACUGGCGUGAAGUGAACUUUGGAGUCUUUUUCUACUUUUUCCAACUUGGAGAAAUCUUAACACUCAAUGAAAAUUUUACACCGGAUGAAGUGGGUCCAGCGGACAUGGCCGUACUCGUGACCAAAACUGAAGUUCUCCGUAAUGAAACUUUGCUGGAAAAAUUUCUAAGCUCUAUUGCACCACAAAAUAUCUCAGUCUUCCUGCAAUCUAUCUCAUCCGCAGCAACACAGGCAAGCCUGUCAGAGCAGCAAGUAACAACAAUAAAGAAAACACUCCUAGCUACCCAGCUCAGUGGUCUUCAGGUCGAGUUCUCUACUUAUACAACGGAAGAAUGGACAGUCUUGUUCCAGGACUACUUGUUUAAUUUGACUGCAUACUUCAACAAAUCACUUCUUGAGUUCAUUCCUAUGAACGUAUCCUGCUCCUCCUACCAAGUAAUAGUGAAAGUUUUUAGCAUUCAGUUUAGCUCGAUGACAGAUGAAACAAGAGAAGCAAUCUAUCAGUACUUCCUGAAACCAUACUUGACAGCAAAAGCUUCCACUUCCGCAGUUGUUUGUGAUGCUGGAAGCUUCCAGAACUGGCGUGAAGUGAACUUUGGAGUCUUUUUCUACUUUUUCCAACUUGGAGAAAUCUUAACACUCAAUGAAAAUUUUACACUGGUAAGUCUAGUGCAAAUAGAAAGAUAUUCAUAA
Molecule: messenger RNA, 7947 nt
Organism: Rana temporaria (common frog)
Lineage: Eukaryota; Metazoa; Chordata; Amphibia; Anura; Ranidae
Exons: 52
Coding region: 16-7947 (2643 amino acids)
Source: RefSeq, a predicted model, not a curated record